Molecule: messenger RNA, 2182 nt
Organism: Hemiscyllium ocellatum (epaulette shark)
Lineage: Eukaryota; Metazoa; Chordata; Chondrichthyes; Orectolobiformes; Hemiscylliidae
Product: zinc finger protein 664-like
Exons: 3
Coding region: 473-997 (174 amino acids)
Biological process (GO): regulation of transcription by RNA polymerase II
Cellular component (GO): transcription regulator complex; PcG protein complex; nucleus
Molecular function (GO): DNA-binding transcription factor activity, RNA polymerase II-specific; RNA polymerase II cis-regulatory region sequence-specific DNA binding
Source: RefSeq, a predicted model, not a curated record
GGCCGUCCCGAAGACGGAAGUGUGUCCGCGGCCUAUUGCCUCCGCUGGAGUCUCGGCUGCAGCAAAGUAUUUGAAAAUCUGAAGACUGAAGUUUCAAAAUCAACGGAUAAAGGGCUUAUGCCCGCAACAUUGACUCUCCUGCUCCUCGGAUGCUGCCUGACCUGCUGUGCUUUUCCAGUGCCAAAUGUUUCGACUGACUGUCCAGCGUCAGCAGUCCUCACUUUGAUGUCAAUGUCUGACAGUCACUCAAUCCAUCGGGACAGCAGCUGUUUUUGACUGUGAUUUCUGUGAGAGGGAUCAACGCUUUUUGGUUCCUGUUUGAGGACAUUUUCAGCAUCAGUGGGACUGGACGAGAGACCCCACUGUUGGAGCGCACUGUGUGUGGAGCCUGAAACAGUUAUACGGCCUGGGAAGGGGAUUUCACGGCAGGGAGGGGUUCUACACGUGUUUGUGUGCAGCUGAAGCUGUGGCCAUGGAGAAAUCUGAGGAAUCCUGCCGCGUGAAGAAACCGUGGAAGUGUGGGGACUGUGGGAAAGGCUUCCGUUUCCUGUCUGCCCUGGAGAUUCAUCGGCGCAGUCACACCGGGGAGAGGCCAUUCCCCUGCACUGACUGCGGGGAGGCCUUCAGGUAUUCCUCCCACCUGCUGGCCCACCAGCGGGUCCACACGGGGGAGAGGCCCUUCAGCUGCCCAGAGUGCGGAAAGGCCUUUAACCAGGCCUCCAUCCUGCUGAGGCACCAGCUUGUCCACACGGGGGAAAGGCCCUUCAGCUGCCCUGAGUGUAGGAAGGCCUUCAGCGAGUCCACCACCCUGCGGAGUCACCGUCACGUCCACACCGGGGAGAGGCCGUUCACCUGCCCUCAGUGCGGGAAGGGCCUCACCUGCUCCUCCAACCUGCGGAGACACCAGCGGAUCCACACGGGGAGAGGCCGUUCACCUGCUCUCAGUGCGGGAAGGGCUUCAGGAUCUGAAGAUGGAAGUUUCAAAAUCAACAGAUGAAGGCCUAAUGCCCAAAACGUUGACUCUCCUGCUCCUCGGAUGCUGCCUGACCUGCUGUGCUUUUCCAGCACUGCACUAACUGACUCUCCAGCGUCUGCAGUCCUUACUUUGACGUCCAUGUCUGACAGUCAUUCAAUCCAUCGGGACCGCAACAGUUUUCUGAUUCUGUGAGAAGGAGCAAAGCUUUUUGGUUCCUGUUUGGGUACGUUUUCAGCAUCAGUGGGACUGGAUGAGAGACCCUACCGUUGCAGUGCACUGAGUGAGGAGCAUGUAACAGCUAUACGGUUUGGAAAGAGGAAUUCAUGGUGGAGAGAAGCUCCACAUGCGUUUGUGUGGGGCUGAAGCUUCGGCCAUGGAGAAACCUGAGUAAUCCCGCCCUGUGGAGAAACCAUGGAAGUGUGGCGACUGUGGGAAAGGCUUGUUUCCCGUCUGCCCUGGGGACCCAUUGGCGCAGUCACACUGGGGAGAGGCCGUUCCCCUGCCCUGACUGCGGGAAGGGCUUCAGCGAUUCCUCCAACCUCCAGACCCACCAGUGGAUCCACAUGGGGGAGAGGCCCUUAAGGCGGGAAGGCCUUUACCCAGGCCGCCUCCUUGCUGACCUCCCAGCGGGAUCACGUGGCAUUGCAGGGGGAUUGAAAGAAAGACAGCCGAGUGCCUUUACCAACUGGACUAUCAACCCAGUUCCAGUGGCUCCCGAGUUCGAUUCCCACCGCGACAGAUGGUGGAAUUGGAAUUUGGUCAGAAAUCUGGAGUUCAGAAUCUAACUGUGAAACCAUUUUCGGUGGGGUGGGGGUGGAAGAAAACCCCCAUCUGAUUCACUCAGUUCUUUUUUAGGGAAGACUUGAGCAGUUAUUAGAGCAGUCGUCCCAGCUGCAUCCUUUACCCGGUCUGGCCUACACGUGACUCCAGACCCACAAUCGUCUGGUUGACUCUACGCUGCUCAUCCAACUUACUUGGAUACAGUUUGAAAUUGCUGAGUCAGACAAUACUUCCUCCAGGUUAAGGCUAUACCAAGGAUCCAAUUACAAAGGGACAACUCAGUGGUGACCAAUAAUGGAGAAACCGAGGGGUUGCACUUUGACCUUGAGCUGUUUUUAAAACAUUGCUACUUUUUCUCUGCCUUUCUGCUGGGAGAUUCUGAAGCUGUAACAAAGUUGGGUCACAAUAAAGAUUACCUGAACUUCA